Rhinichthys klamathensis goyatoka is the source of this 2231-nucleotide messenger RNA. RefSeq names its product E3 SUMO-protein ligase ZBED1-like. The coding region runs from base 949 to 1830 and encodes 293 amino acids. The transcript is spliced from 2 exons. The record is from RefSeq and is a predicted model, not a curated record. Lineage: Eukaryota; Metazoa; Chordata; Actinopteri; Cypriniformes; Leuciscidae. Gene Ontology annotation, molecular function: protein dimerization activity.
AGCAAGAAGUUAAAGGACGCUCCAGCAACAUUUAAAUCCAAAGUGUGGACUCACUUUGGAUUUUAUAGCAGUGCGGACGGGGCAAAGCUAGAAAAGGACUACGCAAUAUGCAAGAACUGCUUGGCAAAAGUCCGCUACACGGGAAACACGACAAACAUGCACAGCCACCUCACGCGGCAUCACCCGGAGCUCUGUGAGAAAGCCGUGGUUGGUGCUGGCUCGAAGCCGACACACCCCGGCGUAAACACCUUUUUCCAGGCAAAGCUACCACCUUGUUCUGCGAGGGCAAAGUCAAUCACAAAUGGGAUCGCUGUUUACAUGUGUAAAGGGCUCCGUCCGUACAGCGAGGUGGAGAACGAGGGGUUCUGCUUUUUGAUGAAAAUCUUAGAGCCACGCUUUGAUAUUCCCUCUCGGAAAUAUUUUUCUGAAAAAAUUAUUCCUGCACUUUAUGACCAGACCAGGGCUAAAGUUGAGUCGGCACUCGAGUCGGCAGAAAGAGUGGGGCUCACGUGUGACGGGUGGACAUCGAGAGCCACGGAGUCCUACAUAACGUUCACUGUACAUUUUAUAAACGAAGACUGGGAAAUGAAGUCAUGUGUCCUGCAAACCCGAGCAAUGCACGAAACGCACACUGGGGCACACAUUGCCGAUGUACUGAAAGCCACAGUGGGGGAGUGGAAUCUUGACGCUAAGAAGCCAGUGGUUGUCACCGACAAUGCAUCAAACAUGCGUGUAGCAAUGGACUUAACUUGAUUCCAACAUGUUAGAUGUUUUGCUCAUGUUUUAAAUCUUGCAUCCCAACGUGCGCUGAAAAUAGCUGCUGUUUCCAAGGUACUUGUCAAAGUUAGGAGGAUCUCAACAUUCUUUCAUAGAAGCACAACUGGAGCAGAAGCACUGAAAAGAAACCAGAAACUCCUUGGCCUCCCCCUUCACAAGCUCAUCACGGACAUGCCUGUUCGUUGGAAUAGUGCCUAUGAGAUGGUCUCCAGGUUUCUUGAGCAACAGCCAGCUGUCUGUGCUGCCCUCUUAUCAACAGAGGUAAGAAAAAAUGUGACUGACUGUGCUCUGACAGAGAAUGACAUCUCAAGCGCUGAAGAGAUGGUGGAAGCACUUAGACCAAUGCUUGUGGCAACAAAUAUCAUGUGUGAGGAAAAGAAUCCCACCAUUUCAGUGGUUGCUCCUCUUCAUGCCCAACUGCUGCGAGACACAACCGGCACUGAAGAAGAUUCCCCUCUGGUUCGAGAGAUUAAGGGAGCCAUCAAUCAAGACCUUUCAAAGAGAUAUCAAUCAGAGGUGGAAAAAGAUCUCCUACGCAUGUCCUCAGCCCUGGACCCUAGAUUUAAAUCCCUUUUAUUUCUGUCACCUGAAGAAGUGCAAGACACUUAUGCAAAACUACAGUCAAAAGCUGCAGCUUUAAAGGAGGAUGAUCCAGUGCCUUGUGGUGAUGUUCAGGGGGAUUUAGAGGAAGAGGAGACCUGCACAGCAAAGAAAAGAAAGUCUGCACUUGUUGAUCUUCUUGGUCAAACCUUCAAGAAGACCUCUUAUGUCUCUACAUCAGCAACCUCAAUUGCAGAGAAGGAGAUAAAACAAUAUCAAGAUGCUCCUUCUCUGCCUAUCACUGAAGAUCCACUGUUGUGGUGGAAAUCUCAGCAACAUGUGUUCCCUCUCCUCUCCAAGCUGGCCCAUAUGCAUUUGUGUAUUCCUGGGACCAGUGUAGCAGCUGAGAGGGUCUUUUCAACCGCAGGAGAUAUCAUCAGUGCCCAAAGAAGUUCACUCACUCCUGAACAUGCUGACCAACUCCUCUUUCUCAAGAAAAAUAUGAACCUAUAAAACACAUCACAUUAAGCUGUUUUCUAUUUUGUUCUGAUUUUUUUUUUAUUUUUGGAUGCACUUUAAGUUGGGUACAUUUUAGAUUUACUUUAUCCCUGAUAUAUUUAUUUUUUAUUUGAAAGCAGUAGCCCAAAGGUUUAUGUUUCUUGCACUUAAUAGUGUCACUGUUCAUGUUUAUGAAGGACAAUCAUAUAGUAUUGUUUACACUGUAUCUGUCCUCAGCCUUACAGCUAUUUUGCACCCAAAUGGUGUCACCGUUUGUCGAAGACAUAGUAUUACUACUUAUUGCAGCAAUGUUACACUAAAAUAGUGUCUGUGACUGUUUUGUUGCAACUGAUAAGACACAAGUUGUUUUUGUUAUUGUGUUUCAUCCAAAAAAAAUAAAUGGAGAUUCAUUUUCC